CUUAAGAUCUGCUUUAUCUCCAUGUGCAAUAUUCUCAUUUUAUACCCACCCCAGAUCUUGAUUAAAACAACCACACUUGGAUCUUCAAUCCUUUAGAACAAAAUCUUUAUCCUGUUCCAAAGCUUCAUCCAUGGUCUCGGGUUUUCGCAGUUUCUGUACCGCGUUAGUCCUCCUCCCCGUUCUCUAUUCUAUUUCAUUACUCUACUGGUCCUAUUCCACUGAUUCGGUCUACUUUCAUGGAGCACGAAUGGAGUCGGGAAUAGGAAUGGGAACGGGCUCGAACCACCCGAUCGAUCUCCUAACAUUCCCAGUAGCAUGGAACCAGCUUUCAUUCCCUUCGAACCCGCCUCGAAAACUCCUCAAAAUCGCACUUUUUGUCAAGAAAUGGCCCGACGGGAGGCACGCUGGCGGGCUCGAGCGGCAUGCUUUGACGCUGCACCUUGCGCUGGCGAAGCGCGGGCAUGAGCUUCAUAUCUUCACAAGUUCCUCUUCUAGCUUCUCUUUCCCAGAAUACCCUUUCGAGAAUUUACAUUUCCAUCUCUCGAAACCCACGGCUGCGGGUUACUUAGACCAAGCUCUUGUUUGGGAACAAUUUGAAGCUCAAAACUCAACCCAGAGCCCGUUUGAUGUGGUUCAUACCGAGAGUGUAAGCCUGAGGCACACGCGGUCGAAAUAUGUUCCAAACUUGGCAGUUUCUUGGCAUGGGAUCGCGUACGAAUCCAUACAUUCUGAUAUAAUUCAAGAGCUCUUACGAGCACCAAAUGAGACCCAAGCGAAUCACUUGACCGAAAAAGGUAACAAGAUAGUCGAAGAAAUUAAGUUCUUCCAAAACUACGCACACCACGUCGCUACAAGCGAUCAUGUUGGCGAUAUACUAAAAAGAAUCUACAUGGUCCCGGAUAAUCGAGUUCAUGUUAUACUCAACGGUGUAGAUGAAGACGUUUAUAAACCCGAUUACGAAGAAGGUCAAGGCUUUCGGUCACGCUUAGGCAUUCCGGCAUCCAAGUCACUGAUCAUCGGAAUGGCGGGUAGGUUAGUUAAAGACAAAGGACACCCGUUAAUGUUUGAAGCCUUAAAGCAGAUGUUCGCGGAAAACUCAACGUUUAAGGAUACCGUAGCGGUUUUAGUAGCCGGAGACGGUCCAUGGGGUGUUCGCUACAAGGAACUUGGACCUAACUUAUUUGUUUUAGGCCCGUUACAAACGAGUCAACUAGCAAGAUUCUAUAACGCAAUUGACAUUUUCGUGAACCCGACUCUUCGGGCUCAAGGUUUGGAUCAUACUUUGUUGGAAGCGGUUCUUUCCGGUAAGCCAUUAAUGGCUACAAAGCUUGCUAGCAUCACGGGCUCGGUGAUCAUCGGAAAGGAGUACGGGUAUACGUUUUCACCAACCGUUGAUUCGCUUAAGCACGGUCUUUAUGAAGUUUGGAAGGAUGGGAGAGAACUGUUGGAGAAGAAAGGUAAGGUGGUCAGAGAAAGAGGUAUGAAGCUUUUUACCGCAACAAAAAUGGCAGCCGCAUAUGAAAGAUUGUUUUUAUGCAUAUCAAGUGGCGAAAAGAAUCGAGAUUAUUGCAAGUAUUAGCUUAACGAUUGUAAACAAAUUUAACGUCUUUCGACACGUUUGACCCCUCAAGACUUGACCAGUUCAAAGACGAAACACCAAGGUACAUAACUAGAGGCUAUAGAUUAGGUGGGCUCAGUAACGGAUCAGGUUCGGGGGGUCAAACGUGUAACUGUUGACCCGUUACCUUUGCAAUGUACUUACUAGUAGGCUUUUAUUAUUUAUUUUUGCACAUAACUGUACUACUUAUGCAAAGAUGCAUAGCAUCAA
Molecule: messenger RNA, 1828 nt
Organism: Helianthus annuus (common sunflower)
Lineage: Eukaryota; Viridiplantae; Streptophyta; Magnoliopsida; Asterales; Asteraceae
Exons: 1
Coding region: 131-1579 (482 amino acids)
Source: RefSeq, a predicted model, not a curated record